Messenger RNA from Grammomys surdaster, 5072 nucleotides. RefSeq names its product myotubularin related protein 2 (gene Mtmr2). Gene Ontology annotation, molecular function: phosphatidylinositol-3,5-bisphosphate 3-phosphatase activity. The transcript has 15 exons. Gene Ontology annotation, biological process: dephosphorylation. The record is from RefSeq and is a predicted model, not a curated record. The coding region runs from base 976 to 2907 and encodes 643 amino acids. NCBI's taxonomy places the organism in Eukaryota, Metazoa, Chordata, Mammalia, Rodentia, Muridae.
CUUUUGUGAAUCUAGCAGAUUCUCCCUCGUUCUCACUUCAAUACUUACUAUGCCUUGUAGGUUGGUGUCAACGUGUUUAUCAGCUACAGAUACACUUUUAAGCUACUUGAACCCAAACUUUUGUCAUAGGAGGCCUGAAAACUUCAACUCCACUUUCACUUUCCUUUGUAUAACGCUGUUCAGAGGUGGAAAUGUAAUUUUCAGCAUUUUCCCUCCCCUCCCCAUUUGGGGUAGCUGUUAUUACCUUUCUCCUACCAUUCACUUGUUAAUGGCCUGUCAUCCUUUAGUUUUCUUUCAUUAAAAGUUACCAUUUAUUAAAUUUGUCAGUUUGUUUAUACAUGGGCACCCAUUGACUACUGUCUGAGUGCUUCUUAAGCAGGCAUUGUUUUAGGCAUUUUACAUUUAUCAACACACUUAUCUGUCAAGUUAAUACUUAGAAGGAAGCAGAUGUAAAUGCAAGGUAACUGGAGGCCAUGGAAUCAGUGUGCUUAGUUUCACUGCUACCUUUACAAAAUGGGCUCUCACAUCACAUAUGAUGUACACUUCACUAUCUCUAACCUUAUUCUGCCCCUUGAUCUCCCACCUCACCCGCCCCCGCCCCCCCCAUCCCACAGGCUGCCCACUUCCUCUCAUUUUCCUCGAGUCCACCGCUCCCAAGCCUUCACAUCUUGUAUCUUUUCUCUGACAUACUAGAGUCCUCUUCCUUCCGGAAAUUUUCCGGGUAGCUGAAACUCCUCACCAGACUCUGCCUCUCACUGGGCGGCCAGAGCGCAUGCGUACGGCAUCGCUGUGUAGAGCCACGGGGCCCGAUUCCCAGCCGCCCCCGCGCGCAGUGCAGGCUGGGGGAACAUGGCCGCUUCCGGUCUCGCAGUCCGCCUGGCGCGGGGCUGACAGCGGCUGCAGCCCGGUGCGCUCCUCCCUCUGCAUCUCGCGCCGGCGGUCGCGGAGGGCGCAGCGGCCUCCUGUUCUCGCGCCAUGGAGAAGAGUUCGAGCUGCGAGAGUCUUGGCGCGCAGCUCCCGGCGGCAAGGCUGCCCAGCGAGGACUCACUGUCCAGUGCUUCUACUUCUCAUUCAGAGAACUCGGUUCAUACCAAAUCAGCUUCUGCUAUAUCAUCAGAUUCCAUUUCAACUUCUGCAGACAACUUUUCUCCUGAUUUGAGGGUCCUGAGGGAAUCAAACAAAUUAGCAGAAAUGGAGGAACCAGCCCUGCUUCCAGGAGAGAACAUUAAAGAUAUGGCCAAAGAUGUGACCUACAUAUGUCCAUUCACUGGUGCUGUACGAGGAACGCUGACUGUCACAAAUUAUAGAUUAUAUUUCAAGAGCAUGGAGCGGGACCCUCCAUUUGUUCUAGAUGCUUCUCUUGGAGUGAUAAGUAGAGUAGAAAAAAUUGGUGGUGCAUCUAGCCGAGGCGAAAACUCUUAUGGCCUGGAAACUGUGUGCAAGGAUAUCAGGAAUUUACGAUUUGCUCAUAAACCGGAGGGGAGAACAAGAAGAUCCAUAUUUGAGAAUCUAAUGAAAUAUGCAUUUCCUGUGUCUAACAGCUUGCCUCUUUUUGCUUUUGAGUAUAAAGAAGUAUUCCCCGAAAAUGGGUGGAAACUAUAUGACCCCCUUCUAGAGUACAGAAGGCAGGGAAUUCCAAAUGAAAGCUGGAGAAUAACAAAGAUAAAUGAACGCUAUGAACUCUGUGACACAUAUCCUGCCCUCUUGGUUGUGCCAGCAAACAUUCCAGAUGAGGAGCUAAAGAGAGUGGCGUCCUUCAGGUCGCGGGGCCGGAUCCCAGUUUUGUCAUGGAUCCAUCCUGAAAGUCAAGCCACAGUCACUCGCUGCAGCCAGCCCAUGGUGGGAGUGAGCGGGAAACGCAGCAAAGAGGAUGAGAAGUACCUUCAGGCCAUCAUGGACUCCAACGCCCAGUCUCACAAAAUAUUUAUAUUUGAUGCUCGGCCAAGUGUCAAUGCUGUUGCCAAUAAGGCAAAGGGGGGAGGUUAUGAAAGUGAAGAUGCCUAUCAAAAUGCAGAACUCGUUUUUCUGGAUAUUCAUAACAUCCAUGUUAUGAGAGAAUCAUUGCGGAAGCUUAAGGAGAUUGUGUACCCCAACAUUGAGGAAACUCACUGGUUGUCUAACUUAGAAUCUACACACUGGCUGGAACACAUUAAGCUCAUUCUUGCAGGGGCUCUUAGGAUCGCUGACAAGGUCGAGUCUGGGAAGACAUCUGUGGUGGUGCAUUGCAGUGAUGGUUGGGAUCGUACAGCUCAGCUCACUUCCCUGGCCAUGCUCAUGUUGGAUGGAUACUAUCGAACCAUACGAGGAUUUGAAGUCCUUGUGGAGAAAGAGUGGCUAAGCUUUGGACAUAGAUUCCAACUAAGAGUUGGCCAUGGAGAUAAGAACCAUGCUGAUGCAGACAGAUCACCUGUGUUUCUUCAAUUUAUUGACUGUGUCUGGCAAAUGACAAGACAGUUCCCUACCGCCUUUGAAUUCAAUGAGUAUUUUCUCAUUACCAUAUUGGACCACUUGUACAGCUGUUUAUUUGGGACAUUCCUCUGUAACAGCGAACAGCAGAGGGGAAAAGAGAAUCUUCCUAAGAAGACAGUGUCACUGUGGUCCUAUAUAAACAGCCAGCUGGAAGACUUCACUAAUCCUCUUUAUGGGAGCUACUCCAAUCACGUCCUUUACCCAGUAGCCAGCAUGCGCCACCUAGAGCUCUGGGUGGGAUAUUAUAUAAGGUGGAACCCCCGGAUGAAACCACAGGAACCUAUCCACAGCAGAUACAAAGAACUUCUUGCCAAAAGAGCAGAGCUUCAAAGAAAAGUAGAGGAACUUCAGAGAGAAAUUUCCAACCGUUCAACCUCUUCUUCAGAAAGAGCCAGCUCUCCUCCACAGUGUGUGACUCCUGUCCAAACUGUCGUAUGAAAGGACUAGGCCAGGGGCAUCCUUGCCAGAAACUUGACAUUACAGCACCUUAUGGGUAGAAAGCCUUCUGUGUUUUAGACCCAUCUAUAGGAGAAUCCUUCAGAUGCUGUAUUUAUUUCAGAUCUCUCUUAGAUGAGUUUAGAAACAUAGCGGUGCAAGUGACAAUGAAGAUGAUCUCAUUUGUAAUUAAAGUAUGACACUAAUCUUAAGUCACCCAAAGAAUACUAAAGUACAGCAAUCCUGUAUUCACACUGGGAGCAAGUUUUUCAUUUAAAAAUGUCUUAAAAACCUGAGCACCUGGUAAGAUCUCUAGGAGAAGGGAGAAAAGCAAGGGCAUCUGAGAGCAUACAUAUUGAGCUUUGAUAUCUGUGUCAGAUCCAAAUACUCCUUUCUCAGACUUCCACUCUCUGCUGUGAGUGAAUGAACAAGAAACUGAAGCAGAAUCAAAACCCAAAGCCUACAGUUGGGAUCCAGCUGGACAUAGGUAGGAUUUAGUAUCUUUCAAUUACUAUUCUAAUUAAGAGUUGGCACCAUUGUCAUUCAGGUGACAUUUCGACAGUUUUAAUGUCCUGAAAUCCAAACAAGGAGUUAAGAGAAGUGUUAACAGUUGAAGUGGUGACUGAGCUGUGAAUGUUUGCCAUGUCACCAGAGCAGGUUUUCACCUUCCUGGGGGGGGGGUGUCCUAUGGACUCACUGUUGUCAGUUCAUUGUUGCUGAAACCUGUUCAUCAGAAAAUUGCACACACAAAUAAAGGUUUAUAUACAAUGAAAGAUUCAUCAAUCUCAAAAAUCUAUGUAAGGACUCCUAAGAAUUCUAACUAGAAAAUUAAUUCAGCAAGAGAUUGGGCCUUCUGAUGCCCAAGUAGCAUAAACAAUUCAUACUAUUUAACUAUAAUUCAUAACCUCCUUCUCAAUUACUUUUUUAAGUACAUGGCUAGUACGUUCACCAGCCUAUCUAAACCACUCAGUAACAUUGGACUUAGGUCUCUGUAAGCACAAGAAUGACAAACAUGUAUCAAAUAUUCUUGUUUCUCAAUCAGGAUACUAAUAUGCACUUUUUUGAGAUUGUAUAACAAAUAAAACCUUUGUUAGCUGGCUGUUAAGCAAAGUUUAAAAAUCGUUUUAUUGAUUUGAAGCACCAAAUUUAUAAAAAUUAACAUGUCAACCUAUUCAAAAUUAAUAAUUUACAAUGACAUGAUAGACGGGUGUAUUCAGUUCACAUACUACCCUUAUACUGUAUGCUAAAAGCAUGGGAUUCAACAUGAUUACAAAUAGGUACUGUCUAAAAACUGCAAAUGUAUACAUUUCACAACACCUCCCCCCUUUCAUUCUUUAUUCCAUUAACAACUGUUUAAUGAAGACAUUGUGACAUAUUUCAUGGGCUGACUUAAAAUGUUUGGGUCUUUAAUAGUGGAUUUACUAUUGAUCAAUGUCUGAAAUACCAAAGCAAAACAAAGUCCUCUUGAAAACAGUACAUUUAAUGGUCAUCUGGAGAAGGGAAAGUAGUGGGCACUUCAUGCUUGGGAAGAUUUAAAAACAAAACUUCAAGCACUGACCAUGGGAACAGCCUCAUACUCUGAAUUUUCAAACCCAAUUUAUAUAUAUACCUACUUAAAAAACACAUCCACAAGUAAAAAACUGGUCAUUUGUUUACAAAGUGCAGUGUAUGAGUACAGCAAAUUCAAAGACACAGUGGGCUCUCUGCUGUAGACCUCCGUCUCCAUUCAGUUAUGCUGCACAGCACAACAGACAGUAAUGAAGCUUGGCCCUAACACCUGCCAGUAAUGGCAGCUUAGCAAGCAUGAGACCUGGAAAGUCCGCUCAUUGUCCAGUAAGUACAUCAUUUAUGACCAGUAAGGUACAUCAUUUAUGACCUGGUGUCAGUAAUCCCAACACAGAUUACUGCUUUGCAAUGAAUUCUGUAUGGUUUGCAUGUCCUUCAGUAACUGAAGAUUUUUCCUGCUUUUUUCUCCGGGUCUCUGUUUGGUCAGAUCCUUCUUACUUGUGGUCCUUGUGACUCCAGAUGAACGACCGCUGCUGUAUCCUUCUUCAUCAAGAGUCUUUUUGUUAACUUUUAAUUCCUUCUUCUGCUUAUCUGUGUUUUGUUUUUCCAGCUGAACAAUCAAAGCAGGGAAAAAAUGAAUUCAAUAAAAACAUUUUCUUUUA